Messenger RNA from Pistacia vera, 2952 nucleotides. RefSeq names its product disease resistance-like protein DSC1. NCBI's taxonomy places the organism in Eukaryota, Viridiplantae, Streptophyta, Magnoliopsida, Sapindales, Anacardiaceae. The record is from RefSeq and is a predicted model, not a curated record. Gene Ontology annotation, molecular function: protein binding; ADP binding. Gene Ontology annotation, biological process: defense response; signal transduction. The transcript is spliced from 5 exons. Bases 1 to 2952 code for a protein of 983 amino acids.
AUGGCAUACUGUUCUUCUUCUCAUGCUUCUCCGUCUUUUACUUCUUGUUUUUCGUCAGCUCAAGUAACAAAGAAGUAUGAUGUUUUCAUUAGUUUCAGAGGUGAGGACACCCGCAACAACUUUACGAGCUUUUUGUAUGGAGCUUUAUACAAGUCAAAUAUCACUGUUUUCAUUGAUAACGAACUGAAUAGAGGAGAUGAAAUUUCACCAUCUCUUAUGAAUGCAAUUGAAGAAUCAAAUAUUUCGGUUAUCAUUUUCUCAGAAGGCUAUGCCUCUUCAAGUUGGUGUCUCAAAGAACUUGUGAAGAUUCUUGAAUGCAAGAAAACAUACAAUCAAAUAGUUUUACCAGUUUUCUAUCACAUAGAUCCAUCACAUGUGAGGAAUCAAACUGGAACUUUUGGGCAUGGAUUUGCUACCCUUGUAAAACAUUUUAAAGAUAAGGAGCUAACUGAUAGAUGGAGGAAUGCUUUAACAGAAGCAGCCAAUCUAUCUGGCUACACCGCAACUUACUCAACGUCUGAAUGUGAUCUUUUAGAGAAAAUUGUCAGUGAUCUUUGGGAUAUAUUGAAUUACUUGUCCCCAGCUAAUAACAAGGACUUGGUUGGAAUACAACUAAUAAUCAAUUACAUAAUGAGAUUUUUAAUACGCCUCUAUGAUUUGAGAAAUGUUCAUACACUAGGAAUUUGGGGAAUGGGCGGUAUAGGCAAGACAACUGUCGCAGAAGCUAUUUUCAACAAAAUUAGAAUUCAAUUUGAAGCUUCUUACUUUGCUUUAAAUGUUAGGGAGAAAUCAAGGAGUCAAAAUAAAUUAGCUCUUUUGCGAAACGAACUUCUUUCUACAAUAUUACAAGAUCGACAUUCCAAUAUAGAUUUCACCAUCACAAAAAGAAGGCUUGGUUGUAGAAGAGUUCUCCUUGUGUUUGAUGAUGUUACAUGUUUAAGUCAAAUAGAAUUUUUACUUGGAGAUCUUAACAGCUUGGGUCCAGGAAGUCAAGUUAUUAUCACAUCAAGGAAUAAACAAGUUCUUAAAAAUUGUGGAGUGCAUGAACAUAAUAUAUACAAGAUUGGAGGAUUAUUUCAUUGUGAAGCUCUUCGGCUUUUUAGUCGGUAUGCUUUUCGACAAAAUUAUCCAAAAAUAGAUUAUGAUGAGCUGUCAAACAGAGUUGUGAAUUAUGCUAAAGGUGUUCCUCUAGCUUUGAAAGUAUUGGGUUCCUCUUUACUUGACAAGUCAAAAGAAGUAUGGGAAAGUGCAAUAAAUAAGCUAGAAAUAAUUCCACAUGAGGAUAUUCAAAAGGUGCUGAAAAUAAGUUACGAUGGACUAAAUGAUCUUGAGAAAAAUAUAUUUCUAGACAUUGCAUGUUUCCUUAGAUUGGAGAAUAGAGGCUUUGUGAUAGAAUUCCUUAAUGCAUGUGACUUCUACGCAGAAAUCGGAAUAAGUGUUCUCAUUGACAAAUGUCUCGUAGCUAUAUCACAUGACAAUAAGAUAACAACGCAUUAUUUGCUUCAAGAAAUGGGUUGGGAAAUUGUCCGACAAGAAUCUACGAAAGAUCCUGGUGAACGUAGUCGUCUAUGGCAUCAUGAAGAUAUAUGUAGUGUACUCGAAGAAAAUACGGGGACUAAAGCAAUUGAAGCCAUAUGUUUGGACAUGUCUAAAGAAGUAGAUAUCAAACACUUACAACCUUCUGCUUUAGCAAUGAUGCGUAAACUGAGAUUCUUUAAACUACAUAACCCAAACUAUGAAGAAAACUAUAUUAAUAAGGUAUUUGUUUCCGGAGGCCUUAAUUCCGUUUCCUCUGAGUUAAGGUACCUUUGUUGGCAUGGAUGCCCAUUAAAGUCAUUGCAAUCAAAUUUUGGUCUAAAGAACCUUGUUGCUCUUGACAUGCCUCAUAGCAAUAUUGAGCAACUAUGGACUAGUGUUCAGCUUAUUAAGUUGAAACAUAUUGACCUUAGUUACUCCAAGUAUCUAAGACGAAUCUCAGAUCUCUUCUUAACCCCAAAUCUCGAGACUUUGAUUCUUGAAGGUUGUACAAGUUUGUUUGAGAUUUCUUCAUCUCUUCAAUGCCUUGAUAAGCUUGCUAUCUUAAAUCUAAGGUACUGCAGAAGUCUUCAUAGUCUUCCAACUGGUAUUCGUUUAAAAUCUCUGAGAAAAGUCAUGCUUUCUAAAUGCUCAAAUCUCAAGACCUUUCCAGAAAUCUCAUGUGCUAUAGAAGAGUUAUUUUUAGAUGACACUCUAAUAGAAGAGUUUUCAUCAUCAAUACAAAAUCUUUCGAGGUUAGUUAUAUUGGAUCUUAACAAAUGUUUCAUGCUUGAGAGUCUCCCGAGCAAUAUUUGUUUGUUAAAAUCUCUUGAACAUCUAAAUCUCUCGCAAUGUUUGAAACUUGUGGGAUUGCCUGAGAACUUAGGCAAUUUGGAAGCUUUGAAGGUACUUAAAGCAGAAAGUUUUGCAAAAACUGAAGUACCAGCAUCCAUUGUAAAUUUGCACUUUUUGGUGGAACUGAAUCUAACUAACUGUUGUAUCGAGGAGUUACCGGAAAAUCUUGGUCAGUUAUCCGCUCUCGAAGUUCUAAUUAUUGCUAGAAACAAUUUUGAGAGUGUACCAACAAGCAUCAUGGACCUUUCAAAGUUAUUUUAUCUUGACUUAAGCUAUUGCAAGAGGCUUCAAUCCUUACCACAACUUCCCCGUAAUUUACGGAGUAUAGAUGCGCACAGGUGCACAUCAUUGGAAUUAUCAUCGUCUCUAUCAAUUCUAUUCAACAGAGAUAUUUCUCCAAGCGCUAGAGUUAACUUCAGUAAUUGUUUCAAACUGGUGUGUCAAAAUGAAUUCAAUGACACUGUGAAAGAUGCUCUACAGAGAAUUGAUAUUAUGAGAAGGGGAAAUUCCAGGAUGGUUUAUCUUACAGAGUACAAGUUCUUCUAUAACUCUGGAGCUCUCAGAAUAUGCUUCCUCUUGUGA